This is a messenger RNA of Prunus armeniaca (apricot), 423 nucleotides long. The record is from the annotation of a GenBank genome assembly. NCBI's taxonomy places the organism in Eukaryota, Viridiplantae, Streptophyta, Magnoliopsida, Rosales, Rosaceae.
AUGGAAGGAGCUUUGAGUAGUUCUACUACUUACAAGGAGAAAGAAAAUCAAGAGAAUGUUGAAGACCAUGAGAUCCUCAAAAACAGAAUCUCUACCCAUCCCUUAUAUGGGCUGUUGGUUGAAGCUCACUUGGAUUGUUUGAAGGUCGGUGGAAUUAGUGGUGACCUAGACCUAGAGGGAGAUGUUAGCAGAGAUAUGAAGCAGCUUGACAACAAGUACAAGGCCAGUGAAAAUCGACAAUCUGACCUCGAUCAUUUCAUGGAAGCAUAUUGCUUGGCACUCGGGAAGCUGAAAGAAGCAAUGGAGGAACCGCAGCAAACGUCGAUGGCCUUCAUAAGUAACAUGCACCUGCAACUCAAGGAGCUAACAGGAUCUCAUCAACCUGAACCGGCCACCUCACUUUCCGGUGAAAGCUACAAUUGA